CGCCUCGGCGCGGAGUCCUCCGCUUCUCUAGAGGCCACUGCUGGGUUGGGCGCCAGAGACCGUCGAGAUCAGCGGCUCCACCCCGGCCGGAGAGCUGCUGACUGACCCCACCCAUCAGCGGCUGCUGAGCGACUGAAGCGAGGCGAGCUCAAGACCCCGGCGGCUGUAGCGGCAAGGCCGGAUCGUUCCGGGGGGGAAGAGUAAAGGCGCUGGGCCUGGCUGCGCUGAACGAUCGGGGCCGGGAGUCGAAGGCAGGAUGCUGGCGCUCUUCACGAAGCUGCUGGACUGGUUCCGGGCGCUCUUCUGGAAGGAGGAGAUGGAGCUGACUCUGGUGGGGCUGCAGUACUCGGGCAAGACCACCUUCGUCAACGUGAUCGCGUCUGGACAGUUCAAUGAAGAUAUGAUCCCAACAGUGGGCUUCAACAUGAGAAAAAUCACCAAGGGAAAUGUAACUAUAAAGCUCUGGGACAUUGGAGGUCAACCUCGUUUUCGUAGCAUGUGGGAGAGGUAUUGCCGUGGUGUCAGUGCAAUAGUAUACAUGGUAGAUGCUGCAGAUCAGGAGAAGAUUGAAGCUUCAAAGAAUGAACUGCACAACCUGCUUGAUAAACCACAACUCCAAGGCAUUCCUGUCUUAGUUCUUGGGAACAAGCGAGAUCUGGCUGGUGCCUUGGAUGAGAAAGAGCUCAUUGAAAAAAUGAACUUGUCUGCCAUCCAGGACCGAGAGAUCUGUUGCUAUUCAAUCUCUUGCAAAGAAAAAGACAACAUUGAUAUCACCCUACAGUGGCUUAUUCAGCAUUCAAAGUCCCGGCGAAGCUGAGAGCUCUUUGUCCAAGUUUUGGAUCGGGAAGAUGCGAUUGUAAAAGCCAGGCGCACCUCCUCCCCCUUUCUCUUUCCCCAUCUCCUGCUCUUUCCAUCCCUCUUGCCCACCUCUUUUUCCCUAGAUGGGUAUUUUUAGGGGACACCAGAACCCUCUUCAGCUGAGAUUGAACUCCUGUUUUUAUUAUAAAGAAACUGUCUGCCCCCUCCUCUCUUUUGCUCCUUACUCUGAUUUUGGCACUGUUCUGUUGUUGUCAGUGUGUGUACAGUAUAUAUAUAUAUAUAUAAAUAUAUGUAUAUAUAUUUUAAUUUUUUUAAUUUAAGCAAUUACACUGUUACUAAAUGGGGCCUGUCAGCUGUCAAGGGGGCAGCAGCUAAUGGAUGGGGUGGGAAAGUAACAAAUGCAGUAUUGGGGACGUCACAAGCAGCCACAGAACAAGUGGGAUCUUGCUGGGUACAGAGCAUAACUUUGGGUGAUACUCUCCCUGCAAGAUAACUCUCUCCUUCCAUCUUUAGCACCUCUUUUCUCCUUCUGUAUAUGGUAUGAUUAUUUGGGGUGGGGGGGGCAUCUCCAGGAGAGCGUCCUAGAGCAGUAUUUGCAUUUAAUUGUCUGUGCAAGACUUUAGGGAAGAGCCAAUGCAGGGUUGUUUUUUUCUUUGCCAUUAAAUCCUUAGAAACAAUGGCCAGCAGGCAGGAGUGAAGCCCUUUGAUCUGAGCUUUAAAUCUCAUUCACCUUGCACUUGAAGAUACAGAACAUCAUCUCUUGCUGCUGCUGUGUUUCAGAACCAUACUUGAUAUAUGCUGGAUGCGUUCCCUCUCUUUGAAAACCCGAAAGGCAGCUUUCUUUACAAAGAUCAAGAUAUUUCCCUGAACGGAAGCAGGCAGUGCAUGAUGUACAUCCUGUGACUUAUGCAGAUGACUUAGAAUUCUGGUGUGCUGCCAAAGCGACUAGUUUUGGAUCGCCAGCAUUCACUGAGUCCAUGUUUUAGGAUGUCUCGUCCCUCAGACAUUUGUGGAUUGUUGAGGAACAGAAUGACUUCUGCAAAGGUCCCAUUCAAAAGCCUUUUGAGCAAGACAGAGCUCAUAGAAUGGUUCACUCAAAGCACAGACCUGAUUUGAAUUCUAGAGCAAGGAGGGUAUGCAGAAGAGGCUGUCUUUGCCCAGAGCUCAGGAUGAAGCUGUAAGAAGCCAGGAUUCUUUUCUAGGUGUCCUUUAAGCUUAAAUCUCCCCUCCGCCCCACUUUUCCUUCCACCAAUGCACGGCGAGCUAUGGAAACUGCUUCUCAAACUCAAGGAUGAUGUUUAGGAUAAUAGAGUAGAAGAGGGAAUUUCAUUCUGUGGGUUUGUAUAAGAAACCCCUUGGAUUAUACCGUGCUUGAGUUUCUGGCAAAGGCCAUGAUAUUCCUCACUAAGGGAGGUCAAUUUAGGCUACUGCUUCUAUGUCUCCUUUUGAAUCACCCUAGGACUUAAAGCAGCUGCAGAGAAGCUCAGGAAGUGAAGCGAUGGAAAAUAUUUAAAGAUGCGAUAAGCUAAUACUGUUUCUUGUAAAGGUAGUUGAUGCUACUGGGUGGCUAUAUCUCUUUCUGUCCCAUGUAAGCUAUGGACAGGUGUACAGUCGCAGGGCCCAUCCUGCCAUGAGCUGCUUCCCUCAAGAGGGGGAGGGUGCUUUCUAAUUUCAUGUUUUCUUUUCUCCUCAUUUUCACAAAGCUGCACAAGGAAGCAUUUUACGUUUUUUAAUUUAAUCAAUUGUAUAGUGUCAUUUAUUCCUUUUUUAAAAAAUACAUUUUUGGCUCAUACGUUGACCUCUGGAAAACAAAUCUUGUAACAGUACUUUUUUUGGCUCAAAAUAACAAUAAAUUAACAAUUUUAUGUUGGUGGUGGUUGCACUGUUACCUUUUUUCUUCAGGUGGUUUGUUCAUACUUUCUUUUCCAUGCUGUAUCCGAAGAUUUGAUUCUUCUGGGGUUUUUCCCCCCUAUUGUGGAAGAGCAAAAAACACUCCAUUGCCUUGAAAACAGAGACCAAAAUAAUAAAUAAAGGAGUUUGUUCUUGAAAUGUUACAAAUGUCAUUCUAGAAAGGUUAGGAAGGAACCAAGCUAAACCUCUCCCAGUAUUAUUCUUCUGGUAAAGAUGUGAGGCUCUUUGUGGGGUAGUUUCAGUGAGAUUUCUGCAACAGCAUAUUCUUCAGGUCAAUCACACUACAAUUCCCAUUAUUCUCAGCUAACAUUCUCACUGACCAUUGAAAUAGUAGGCUAAUAAAGGGAAUAAAUCUGGUGUUAAGAAACAGAUGUUUAGCAGAGACAUCAAGAGAAUAUUUGAGCCAAUUAAUAAAUGGCUUCUUGCUUGAUGAUGAGACAUUGCUAUUUGUGUUCCUUCAGACAACACAGUAGUGUAGCUCCAUUUCUAGAAUGUAACAUAACUUUUUUCUUAUACCAAACUGACUGGAACACUCUUAAUAAAACUCAAUAUUUUGACUUUAAUUUAAAGGGUAUUCUUUCCAAUUUCUGAUCCAUGGUAACUUCAGCAUUAUUUUAGAAUCUGGUUCAGGAUUAAUUCAAGAAGCUAUAUUGUAUAACUGAUUGGAUGUCUCUGGAAUAAAAACAGGAAUGGUCUGAGCAAGUGCUAAAACAAUCAGCACAACUAAGUCUGGCCAAGUCAGUGAUAAUUUUUUUGUAAAACAAAAAUCUGGAGGGCUCCAGAUUAUCCCUAUCUGUUCUCCCCCUCCCCCUUAAUGCUUUCCAGUUGUUUGGGAUUUCUGUAGAUCCUCUGUCAAUGUGAUUGGCAUGUUUCCUCUCGGCCCCUAAGUAAAUUUUGAUUUGAAUUGAGCAUGACUAGCUGCUUUGAAUUUGGAUUAAUUCCCCAGUCUAGCAUGCUAAUAGCCACUGAAAAUCCCAGAGUAUGAUCUGUUUCCAAUUUUAAGUUAAACGUCUAAGAAAUCUCCAUAUUGGUUUGUGUUGUUGAGGAAACUCCUACAACUUGCCAUGGAAACCCUGCUUUCUGUGGUGGAUAAUGGAAUAUAUAUGAUUAUAAAUUCAUUCUACAUAGUCAGAAUUCACUUUCGCCCAACCAUGCAUUGCAAAAUAAAAUUGAUCUAUCAAUUGAUAGGAUUGCCAAUAGAAACAAUUUCCCUUUCCGUGAUGAUACCUUGAUUAUGGAACCUUCUUCUAUGCUUGGUCUUAUUACAAUCUUCACCUAGCGACUGCUCAUGUUUUCCAUACAGGUCCAUAGUUAAAACUGCUCCGCUGCUGUAUUCUUACCCUUACGCACUGUACAAAAUGACGGUACCUCAGAUAUUUCCCCAGAUCUUGUGAACUACAGGAAUAUGACUGCUUUUUUAAAAACUUUACAUCAGCAACUAUGCAAAUCAUUAAACAAUUUCUGCCAUCUCACCCUUGUAUACUAGGAACAUUCGAGUUUCUUUUUAUUCCAACAGUAACACAUCUGAGCAAUUGUCUUGGAAAUAGCUGUCCUGUGUACUUUGCCUGCUUUGGGGGUGGGGAGGGGACAGGGGCAGUUGAAUUGAAUGAAAUUCACCCUUCCUGAUUUCAACUUCUUUGAAAAUCUCAACCCUUUCCUUUCUUGCCCUCCCCCAGUUCUGCAAUAUUCCAGGAAGGCUUGAUUGGUCCCCUUUUUUUUCCACCCUCCAUUCCCCACCCCCAGUGUUCUGACCAACCAGGAGCUGUGACAACAAGCCUAGCAUUGUUCUUGCUUGGCCCUUGCUCAGAGGAAGCCAGCAGGGAAAGCAUAAUAUGAAUAGCUGCUCCCAUCCAUUCCCCUCUUAUACUGCUAGAUAUUCAGGUCACACUAGUGCUUUGGCUGCACACCCUUCAACCAUCCUGGUAGGGCUUGGAUCAAGAGUCAUGAAUCAAGACAGCAGCCUCAUCUCACCCUGUAUCUGUGUCAUAAUUGUUCAGUCUGGCUUCAAUCACUUGAGAUUAUCGGCUUCUAUGUUGGUAACAAUUAUAUGUUAGCUUACAUGUAUGUAGUCUCCUGAGUUUUUUUUCUUUCUUAAAACUGGAGGGGCUCAUUACCACCAUCCCUAAUAGUUUUGUUGUUGCUAGAGAUGGGAAUUACAGUCCAGCAUCAUCUCUACCACUGAAUUUCAAAGUGAUGCAAAUAAAAAUGAUUGGGUCAUUUUUUUUCUGAUAUACUUUUAUGUGAAGGCUUCGUGGAGAUGAGAAAGGAUGUGUCUAUGGUUGUAUUGAUGUUAUGGCCAAAAUUUGGAGAAGUGCAGAUUUAUCAAACCAUUGCUGUUUCACUGUCUUCUGUGAUUUAUGUACAGCUGCUGGUGCUGCUUCAUCAACUCUAGCCCCAUAGACUUUGUUGAAGUGGGUGGAGUCUAAGUGAUGUACAUAAAUAAAUUAAAUAAACAGCACAUUUAUGUGAA
Molecule: messenger RNA, 5200 nt
Organism: Thamnophis sirtalis
Lineage: Eukaryota; Metazoa; Chordata; Lepidosauria; Squamata; Natricidae
Gene: ARL8A
Product: ARF like GTPase 8A
Biological process (GO): anterograde axonal transport; protein transport
Cellular component (GO): lysosomal membrane
Molecular function (GO): GTPase activity; GTP binding
Source: RefSeq, a predicted model, not a curated record